Tripterygium wilfordii is the source of this 654-nucleotide messenger RNA. RefSeq lists its product as uncharacterized. The record is from RefSeq and is a predicted model, not a curated record. The transcript has 2 exons. Bases 1 to 516 code for a protein of 171 amino acids. NCBI's taxonomy places the organism in Eukaryota, Viridiplantae, Streptophyta, Magnoliopsida, Celastrales, Celastraceae.
AUGGAAGCACUACUAGAUAAGCACAAGAAUAAGGAAAUUUCAAAACCUCUUAUCCCAACUGGUUCUUUUAACCUCUCUUUCCCUCUUGACCUCCGUUCCAUUCUCCGCGAAGGCCUCCCAGUCGGCCAUCACUUCCCUAGUUGGCGCUUCUCUUCCGAACAACAACUUCGCAUCCUCAUCGACCUUCCGCGAUUAAACCUUCUCAGGAACAUUUCGACAAACAGCUUCUGGGUGGACUUUUGGGGGGACAAACUCGAAAGCAUUGAACAAGCUGUGAAGAAAGCCAAGCUUUUUAUUGAUAAAGCGCAUCUUCUUGUUCCUGUAUAUAGAAAUUGUUACAUUCCUUCUACACCGAACGUUGCCGGGAAUCCGGUGUUUUAUAUCGAUGACCGGGAAGUGCAUGUUAUAAGCUAUGAGGUGAAUUCUGGACUGAGGUGGCUGAGCACAAUUGUAGAGUGGUGGCGCAUGGGGAGACGCACGGGUGGUGGCUUCGUCGAAGACUUCGUCGGGGAGUGAUGGGUAUGGUGGUGUAAGGGAAGAUGGAGAGUGAAGGGAAGAAGGAGAAAGAGGGAUGGAGGGAAAUGGUAGGAAAUGGUAUGUGGUAGGGUCAGUGGGGUGUUAUCAGAUAGAAGUUUUUUUUGUAAAAUUGGGGUG